Molecule: messenger RNA, 1812 nt
Organism: Eucalyptus grandis
Lineage: Eukaryota; Viridiplantae; Streptophyta; Magnoliopsida; Myrtales; Myrtaceae
Product: protein CIA1
Exons: 10
Coding region: 301-1350 (349 amino acids)
Biological process (GO): iron-sulfur cluster assembly
Cellular component (GO): cytosolic [4Fe-4S] assembly targeting complex
Molecular function (GO): protein binding
Source: RefSeq, a predicted model, not a curated record
GUCACUGCCCCUCUGUCCUGUUCUCCCUUUUUUUCUCCUCAGAAAUCAAAAGCCCUCCCAUGUCGCAAUAAUUCAAAGACACGUUCACUCCACGCUCCCUCCGUCAUCGCAAUCACUCCCCUACCUUCGCCGCCCCCCCCGGUUGGACCGCAACCCUCCUCCCGCCGUGGCGGCGCGUGCACGUCCGCCGCACCCGCGAACGCCCCUCCCCGCCCGAUCGCCGCCCGCCCGAUCGCCGCCGACAGCCCCCUCCUCAAUCUCCGGCCCCCGUCGCUCUCCGCCCCCACCGGCAGCAGCUAAAUGGAGUCUCACGACGGCGCGUGGUCGCUCAAGGAGGUGCAGAAGCUCGAGGGCCACACCGAUAGGGUGUGGAGCGUCGCUUGGAACCCGGCCGCCGGGGUGGCCGGCGUCCCCGCGAUGCUCGCCUCCUGCAGCGGCGACAAGACGGUCCGCGUCUGGGAGCAGAAUCCCUCUUCUUCCUCGUGGUUCUGCAAGGCGGUUUUGGAUGAGACGCACACUAGGACCGUUAGGUCUUGCGCUUGGUCGCCUUCGGGGAAGUUAUUAGCCACUGGGAGCUUCGAUGCCACCACUGCGAUUUGGGAAAAUGUUGGGGGUGAUUUUGAAUGCGUUUCUACAUUAGAGGGUCAUGAAAAUGAAGUCAAAAGCGUCUGUUGGAAUGCGUCCGGGUCCUUGCUAGCGACAUGUGGCCGAGAUAGAUCUGUUUGGAUUUGGGAAGUGUUGCCAGGGAAUGAGUUUGAGUGUGCUUCAGUGUUGCAAGGACACACACAAGAUGUGAAGAUGGUGCAGUGGCACCCAACCAUGGAUAUACUGUUUUCUUGUAGCUAUGACAACACUAUUAAGAUUUGGGCAGAGGAUGGUGAUGACGACUGGCACUGUGUUCAAACCUUAAGCGAAGCUAAUGGUGGUCAUACGUCCACCGUUUGGGCUCUUUCCUUUAAUACUGCUGGAGACAAAAUGGUUACGUGUAGUGAUGAUCUCACGAUAAAGGUAUGGGAGACUGACAGUGCAAAGAUGAUGUCUGGUGAUGGCUAUGUACCUUGGAGUCAUGUCUGCACUCUCUCUGGUUACCAUGAUCGAACCAUCUUUUCUGUUCAUUGGUCCAGGGAAGGGAUUAUUGCUAGUGGGGCUGCAGAUGAUGCUAUCCGAUUUUUUGUUGAGAGUAAAGAUGGUUCAGUUGAUGGACCUUCGUACAAAAUGAUUCUAAGAAAUGAAAAGGCCCAUGAUAUGGAUGUGAACUCAGUAAGGUGGAGCCAUGGUGAAAACCGCUUUCUUGCAUCUGCAAGUGAUGAUGGGACGGUAAAAAUAUGGGAGCUUGUGCCUGUAAUUUGAUAGCUAUGUAUCACACUGUCAGUGAAUUUCAUAGGUAUCAUGUCAUAGAUAUGUAAAAAGCUCUCCAAAUUGUUCAAACCUUGGAAAAAAAUAUAUAGAGGUUUCAUUUCAAAUGUCUCGCCUUAAAAUAAGAGACUGCUGCUGAUCAGAUUUUCCUAAGUUUGGCCAGGGUAAACAAAACAGAGAAGUGAAUGAAGAUGAGGAAAAUUUGUGCUUCUAGCUCGGCUGGAAGUGUGGAUGUGUUCGGGUGCACAAUUUCAGGGAGAAUUUACACCCCCCACCCUCUCUCUCUCCUCUCUUCUGUCAUUUGCUGUAAUCUUUUUUAGGUUGGUUGUGUAAACCAUAUUUUGUCCUGCAAACCCUACUAUAUUCUGCAGUCAAUAGACUAAUCAAAUUUUAUGGGAGGAGACAUUCCCUUUUUAUUUGUUUAUGUGAAGCGGAGACUAAGACUAUAAUGAUCCA